GAGAACCAGGAGCGCACAGCCUGGACGCGUGCGCAGGCGCCAGGCGCAGAGACCUGCUAGCCGCUCAGCUCGCAGCCCCGCCCGCGCUUAGCAUCACUAACUGGGCUAUAUAACCUGAGCGCCCGCGCGGCCGGGACACGAGGAAUUCGCCCACGCAGAAGGCACGGCGUCCGGAGGCCCCAGGGUUAUGAGACUACCACCACUCAGGACCUACUAACAACAAAGGAAACAGAAACAUGACCAAAUCGUACAGCGAGAGUGGGCUGAUGGGUGAGCCUCAGCCCCAAGGUCCUCCAAGCUGGACAGACGAGUGUCUCAGUUCUCAAGACGAGGAGCACGAGGCAGACAAGAAGGAGGACGACCUUGAAGCCAUGAACGCAGAGGAGGACUCACUGAGGAAUGGGGGAGAGGAGGAGGACGAAGACGAGGACCUGGAAGAGGAGGAAGAAGAGGAAGAGGAGGAUGACGAUCAAAAGCCCAAGAGACGCGGUCCCAAAAAGAAGAAGAUGACCAAGGCUCGCCUGGAGCGUUUUAAACUGAGACGCAUGAAGGCUAACGCCCGGGAGCGGAACCGCAUGCACGGGCUGAACGCGGCGCUAGACAACCUGCGAAAGGUGGUGCCCUGCUAUUCUAAGACGCAGAAGCUUUCCAAAAUUGAGACUCUGCGCUUGGCCAAGAACUACAUCUGGGCUCUGUCAGAGAUCCUGCGCUCAGGCAAAAGCCCAGACCUGGUCUCCUUCGUUCAGACGCUUUGCAAGGGCUUAUCCCAACCCACCACCAACCUGGUUGCCGGCUGCCUGCAACUCAAUCCUCGGACUUUUCUGCCUGAGCAGAACCAGGACAUGCCCCCGCACCUGCCGACGGCCAGCGCUUCCUUCCCUGUACACCCCUACUCCUACCAGUCUCCUGGGCUGCCCAGUCCACCUUACGGUACCAUGGACAGCUCCCAUGUCUUCCACGUCAAGCCGCCGCCGCACGCCUACAGCGCAGCGCUGGAGCCCUUCUUUGAAAGCCCUCUGACUGAUUGCACCAGCCCUUCCUUUGACGGACCUCUCAGCCCGCCGCUUAGCAUCAAUGGCAACUUCUCUUUCAAACACGAACCGUCCGCCGAAUUUGAGAAAAAUUAUGCCUUUACCAUGCACUAUCCUGCAGCGACCCUGGCAGGGGCCCAAAGCCACGGAUCAAUCUUCUCGGGCACCGCUGCCCCUCGCUGCGAGAUCCCCAUAGACAAUAUUAUGUCCUUCGAUAGCCAUUCACAUCAUGAGCGAGUCAUGAGUGCCCAACUCAAUGCCAUCUUUCACGAUUAGAGGCACGCCAGUGUCACCAUUUCCGGGAAACGAAACCACUGUGCUUACAGUGAUUGUCGUGUUUACAAAAGGCAGCCCUUUGGGUACUACUGCUGCAAAGUGCAAAUACUCCAAGCUUCAAGUGAUAUAUGUAUUUAUUGUCAUUACUGCCUUUGGAAGAAACAGGGGAUCAAAGUUCCUGUUCACCUUAUGUAUUAUUUUCUAUAGCUCUUCUAUUAUGAAAAA
This is a messenger RNA of Saimiri boliviensis boliviensis (Bolivian squirrel monkey), 1532 nucleotides long. RefSeq names its product neuronal differentiation 1 (gene NEUROD1). Gene Ontology annotation, molecular function: E-box binding; DNA-binding transcription factor activity, RNA polymerase II-specific; protein dimerization activity. The record is from RefSeq and is a predicted model, not a curated record. Gene Ontology annotation, biological process: axon development; nervous system development; positive regulation of transcription by RNA polymerase II. Gene Ontology annotation, cellular component: nucleus. Lineage: Eukaryota; Metazoa; Chordata; Mammalia; Primates; Cebidae.